Panicum virgatum (switchgrass) is the source of this 1047-nucleotide messenger RNA. RefSeq names its product nascent polypeptide-associated complex subunit alpha-like protein 2. Lineage: Eukaryota; Viridiplantae; Streptophyta; Magnoliopsida; Poales; Poaceae. Gene Ontology annotation, biological process: protein targeting to membrane. The coding region runs from base 120 to 770 and encodes 216 amino acids. The transcript is spliced from 3 exons. The record is from RefSeq and is a predicted model, not a curated record. Gene Ontology annotation, cellular component: cytoplasm; nascent polypeptide-associated complex.
GGUCUCCCGCUCGCUCGCUCACACUCCGCUUCCCCGCCCUUAUCCUGAGGCUCGUUCCCGUGCGCCACCACCGCAGGUCGCCGAAAACCCCGUGCUCCAUCAGCCGCGGCCGAGGCAGGAUGGUCAGCGAGCAAGCGCCGGCGGCGGAGGUGGAGAAGACCGAGGCGGCGGCACCCGCGGAGAGCGAGGAGCCCAAGGCGGAGCAGCAGGCGGCGGACGAGGCGCCGGUCGUCGAGGACGUCAAGGAGGACGAUGACGAUGACGAUGAAGACGACGACGACGAAGCUGAUGAUGGUGAGCUCGGUGCAGGGGCAACCGAGGGCUCCAAGCAGAGCCGGAGCGAGAAGAAGAGCCGCAAGGCCAUGAUGAAGCUCGGAAUGAAACCCGUCACCGGCGUCAGCAGGAUAACCAUCAAAAGAGCCAAGAACAUACUGUUCGUGGUGUCCAAGCCUGACGUGUUCAAGAGCCCGACGUCGGAGACGUACGUGAUAUUCGGCGAGGCCAAGAUCGAGGACCUGAGCUCGCAGCUGCAGGCCCAGGCCGCGCAGCAGUUCAGGAUGCAGGACCUCAGCAAGGCGACGGCCAAGCAGGACGCGGCGGCCGCGGCGCCGGCCGACGAGGAGGAGGGGGAGGUGGACGAGACCGGGAUCGAGCCCCGCGACAUCGACCUCGUCAUGACGCAGGCCAGCGUGUCGCGGGCCAAGGCCGUCAAGGCUCUCAAGGCGCACGACGGCGACAUCGUCAGCGCCAUCAUGGAGCUCACGGCCUAGACCGAGACCGACCCUUGGUCGCUGCUUGCCCGCAGCCUUGCUUGCUACUUCGUCGUCGGAGAACACCCGAUGGAAAUGGAAUCAGAUGUUUUCAUUUAAUUUUGGGGAUUUGCAAUAAGAUGUUUUCAUUGUUCUCCUUAUGCUCAUGGACGUUGCAUCAUGUCAGUUUCCAGAUUAGUGUCAUCUUCAUCAAGUUGUUAAUCGAAUUAUCAUUUCAGUAUCUUUCUAGACGAGCACGUAUUAUUCCCUUGCUACCAGGUGGCAAGGUCAUUCUAUC